CUUGGGGUCGUUUAGCAUCGGCGCCGAAAACUGGAGUGACGUCGGAGCACCCGACUUGUCGUCAUUUAGCUUUGGCCCGGACAAACAACCAUCUCUGUCCGAUGCGAACACCGUGACAUGGAAGCCAGGAUGAGGAGACCGGCAUACACAAUGGAUGAGGAGGAGGAAGAGGAUAUUUCCUCGAUUUCCAGAGCAGUGGGUCUCAUAGCAAGCCCCUUUCGCGCCGCGAUAUCCAAGCAAGCACAGAGAGCGUACCUGAGUUCCCUGCUGUUUGCAAGCGCUUCCAUAAUUCUGCUGGGCAUCGCGGCCGUCUCGUAUUGGAUAUUGUACUUCAGAUUUGUUCCGCAAAUUGGCCUUGAGCGAGAUGUUCAUUUGCAAUUCGGUAAUGGACACCCUUGGGGAACUGCCAUAUUGGACUCCGAAUUGGCCUCCCUGCAGGCUUACGACGUGAGCGUUACGCUUGAACUUCCUCGGACCCCGUCCAACCUCGCUGCCGGCAACUUCAUGCUAGACCUCUCCCUAUAUUCGCGUCCCUCCAAGUCUAUAAUUACAGCUGCAAAUACCUCGACGCAAGUGCUUUCGCAUUCCCGUCGCCCGGCCAUACUUACCUACGCAUCGUCAGUCGUGGACACGGCCCACAAAGUGUCGCGGUUGCCUUUCUAUGUGUUUGGGUGGCGGAGGGAGGCGGAGACAUUGGAAGUGGAUAUGAUGGAACAGGUCGAGUUUGCAAAAGGAUGGCGCAACCUUCCGGCAAGUCUCCGGUUGGAGAUUCAAAGUACAGAGCGCAUGCAGGUCUACAGUGCCAAGGUAAAGUUCCUGGCAAGAUUUACGGGGCUACGUUGGUUCAUGUAUAGGUGGAAGAUCACAUCGUUCCUCAUAUUCAGUGGGAUGUUCUGGGGUGUGUCCAUGGCAUCCAGCGCCAUUGCCUGGUUAAUACUAUCGUCCUAUCUUGGUUCCGGUGCAAGGGAACCAGAGAAGUCGAUAAAGAAGGAAGAACGUGACGAUCGCCCAAUCAAGACUGAGGAAGAGACAACAGAUAGCGAUUCUGACGGUUAUCAGGAAUCAUCGAAGCAGGGGAUAGGACGGAUCAAACGGGAAGAAGAUCCUCACAAUGAGGCUCUAGGUGACCCUCAUGCUGCUGAAGCGGACGAUGAAGAUGACGAAGGACAACAGAUCAGGGAAAGUCCAGGAGCGGGCACAGACUCCGGCAUUGGCACUAGUCUAGAGAGUGCAAGUGCGCAAGGCAUUCAGCGACGGAGGAGUCGCCUGUUUGGUGGACAUUGAGAUGGUCACUGAUAUCGACCAGUGUCGAGAAAAGACAUGUUGGUGGACAUCAUUUUCUAUGUGUUUGAGAUUGGAUGGUUUCCUUAGUUGUUUGUAUGUUUCUUGAUGCGAUUGUAUCGUAUGUAACUAUCUGAAACAAACAAUGGCUGCAUCCUGGUUAUAAAUACUGCCGCCACAUCGUUGUGGCAUUCGUGAAUUGAAGC
Molecule: messenger RNA, 1487 nt
Organism: Paecilomyces variotii
Lineage: Eukaryota; Fungi; Ascomycota; Eurotiomycetes; Eurotiales; Thermoascaceae
Product: putative adipose-regulatory protein-domain-containing protein
Exons: 5
Coding region: 118-1284 (388 amino acids)
Biological process (GO): lipid storage; lipid droplet organization
Cellular component (GO): endoplasmic reticulum membrane
Source: RefSeq, a predicted model, not a curated record